GGGGGCUGGGUCUGCCUGGUGCAGAGGACUGGGUGGGCCUGUAGGAGCCGAGGUCGCCUCUGGCUGGGGACCCGUCUCUGCUUUGUCUGCACCUCUUGGCUCGGUUCCCCUGUGCUCCAUGACUCCCGCAUCUCCUGGCCGCUUCUUGUGGGUUUGGAGUAGUCCCUGUAUUGGGGGCCAUCUGAGUAUGUAAGGCCUAGGCCAUAGAGGAAGGGGAGGGUCGCAAACUUGCAGCCUGGCUGUGGAUUUGAGCAGGAGUGUGGGAUUGCUGAUGGAUCAGGGACACUUUUCCUGAGCUGCCUUGGCCCAGACCUGGGGCCAGUCAUUUCCAGUGUGGCAUGGGGGAGGAGCACUAACCAAAGAUCCAAGGGUUGUAAAUUCCUCACCAGCUCUGCCACUUUGUAGUGGUGAGACUUUUGAGAAGCCUCUUCUGUUCUCCAAUUUCUCUUUUAAAAACUUGGAACCCCAGUACUCUCCCUCAUAAAGAUAGCAGUAAGGGCAGUCAUUUCUCACGUGCUUAUUUUGUGUCAAGCACUGACAUGUUCCAUUCCAUUUUCCGAAGGACUGUAGGGAAUAGAGAUCGUUAGCUGUUUCACAGCUCAGAGAGGAUGUGUAAUCUGUUUACUCCAGAACCCUGGCCUUAACCAUUAGGUUAACCAGCCUUCAUGGCACACUACCCUGGAAGAAAAAAGGGAGGCAGAUCCUAGGACCCAGCGCUCUGUAAUGUUUUGUUUUGUGGCCAGCAAAGACUUACCCUGACACAACCCACCAUCUCUUCCUCUGGUGGUGCUGCUGCUGCUGUGCCCCUAGACUGAUGGGGAGCUCAAGUGGGUGCUAGCCAUGCCAAGUCUCCUUCAUGCAGUGCUUAGGUGCUGGGCUCUGGAGUCAACUUCCAAAAAAAUUGUUUGAAUUCAUUGUCCAUCCAUGGUUCUGAACGUGUGAACUCCCUCCUCAGAGCUGGACCCUAGGGUGCAAGAGGCAGGAUCUCUAAGUUCUAAGCACCCCAUUGGCCCCCUGAGAGCUGGGGUAGUAAGGAGCUGUCCCUGAGGCUGGUCCAGCCAGUCUCUGGGGACAAGGACUAUACAGUAGACUCCGAGUUCUGAAAGUUAUCUGAGCUUCGGUUUCCUCAUCUGUUGGAGAGGUUAUUAAAUUCUCUCACAGGGAAAGCUGCUGCCGCUCACCCCGUGUCUUCUGGCCGCUUCCCUCUUUGUUGCCCCUCCCCACAGGCUCCCCCUCUCCACCUCCUGGGGCCCAUCAUGAAUGGUGCCCCCUCCCCAGAGGAUGGGGCCUCCCCCUCCCCUCCCCCCCUGCCACCACCCCCUCCCCCAAGUUGGCGGGAGUUCUGUGAGUCCCACGCCCGGGCUGCAGCCCUGGAUUUUGCCCGCCGUUUUCGCCUCUACCUGGCCUCCCACCCCCAGUACGCGGGGCCUGGGGCGGAGGCUGCCUUCUCUCGCCGCUUCGCUGAGCUCUUCCUGCAGCACUUUGAAGCCGAGGUGGCCCGGGCCUCGGGCUCCCUCUCACCACCAGUUAUAGCUCCCCUGAGUCCCGGUGUGGAGAUCCCUCCGCCACAUGACUUGUCCCUCGAGAGCUGCAGGGUGGGCGGGCCCCUGGCUGUGCUGGGCCCCUCUCGAUCAUCCGAGGACCUGGCCGGCCCCCUCCCCUCCUCAGUCUCUUCCUCUUCUACGACCUCUUCGAAGCCGAAGCUCAAGAAACGCUUCUCCCUCCGCUCAGUCGGUCGCUCGGUCAGAGGUUCUGUCCGUGGCAUCCUGCAGUGGCGGGGAACUGUUGACCCUCCCUCCCCAGCGAGUCCCCUGGAGACCUCAUCGGGCCCCCCAGUCCUGGGUGGAAACAGCAACUCCAACUCUUCUGGUGGGGCUGGGACUGUUGGUCGGGGACUGGUUAGUGAUGGCACGUCCCCUGGGGAAAGAUGGACUCACCGAUUUGAGAGGCUGAGACUAAGUCGGGGAGGGGGGACCUUGAAGGAUGGAGCAGGGGUGGUGCAGAGGGAAGAGCUGCUGAGUUUCAUGGGGGCCGAAGAGGCGGCCCCUGACCCUGCCGGAGCAGGCCGGGGAGGAGGGGCAGCUGGGCCUACCUCAGGGGGAGGAGGGCAGCCCCAGUGGCAGAAGUGUCGCUUAUUGCUCCGGAGUGAAGGCGAAGGAGGAGGAGGAAGUCGCCUGGAGUUCUUUGUACCACCCAAGGCCUCUAGGCCCCGGCUCAGCAUUCCCUGCUCUACUAUCACGGAUGUUCGGACAACCACAGCCCUGGAGAUGCCUGACCGGGAAAACACGUUUGUGGUCAAGGUGGAAGGCCCCUCGGAGUACAUCCUGGAGACAACUGAUGCUCUCCAUGUGAAGGCCUGGGUGUCUGACAUUCAAGAAUGCCUGAGCCCAGGACCCUGCCCUGCUACCAGUCCCCGCCCCAUGACCCUCCCUCUGGCUCCUGGGACCUCCUUCCUCACAAAAGAGAACACAGAUGGCCUGGAGCUGCCCUGUCUGAACCAUUCAGAGAGUCUGCCCAGCCAGGAUCUGCUUCUGGGACCCAGUGAGAGCAAUGAUCGCCUUUCGCAAGGGGCGUAUGGGGGCCUCUCAGACCGGCCCUCAGCAUCCAUCUCCCCUAGUUCGGCCUCCAUUGCUGCCUCCCAUUUUGACUCCAUGGAACUGCUUCCCCCAGAGCUGCCCCCCCGCAUCCCCAUUGAGGAGGGCCCCCCUGCAGGAACAGUUCAUCCCCUCUCAACCCCCUACCCUCCCUUGGACACUCCGGAAACAGCCACAGGGUCCUUCCUGUUCCAGGGGGAGUCAGAGGGAGGUGAGGGGGACCAGCCCCUCUCAGGAUAUCCUUGGUUCCACGGGAUGCUCUCUCGACUCAAGGCUGCCCAGCUAGUGCUGGAAGGAGGCACCAACUCCCACGGUGUCUUCCUGGUACGUCAGAGCGAAACGAGGCGGGGUGAAUAUGUCCUCACUUUCAACUUCCAGGGCAAGGCCAAGCACCUGCGCUUGUCACUGAACGAGGAGGGCCAGUGCCGGGUCCAGCAUCUGUGGUUCCAGUCCAUUUUCGACAUGCUCGAGCACUUCCGGGUGCACCCCAUCCCUCUGGAGUCUGGAGGCUCCAGUGAUGUUGUCCUUGUCAGCUAUGUGCCCUCCCAGCGGCAGCAGGAACCGAACACCUCCCAUGACCUACCCCAGCCCCUUGAACCCCCUUCAUGGACAGAUUCCCCACAUCCUGGGGCAGAAGAGGUGUCGGGGGCGCCAGAAGUGGCGGCAGCAGCAGCCCCAGCAGCCAAAGAGAGGCAAGAGAAAGAGAAAACGGGCAGUGGAGGGGUCCAGGAAGAGCUGGUCCCCGUGGUUGAGCUGGUCCCCGUGGUCGAAUUGGAAGAGGCCAUAGCACCAGGCAUGGAGGCCCAGGGUGGUGCUGGCUCUGGUGGGGACAUUGGGGUGACCCCAAUUGUGCAGCUCCAGCAGUUACCACUAGGGGGCAACGGAGAAGAAGGGGGUCAUCCCAGAGCCAUUAACAACCAGUACUCCUUGGUGUGAGACACCCCACCCCACCCUCUCUCCACUCUUCUUGCUCUUCAGUCCUCGGGUCGUGAGGUGGGCUGGGUAGGGACAUAGAGGAGACUUGGGAGUCCCCUUCCCACAGGCUUCCUGACCUUGUCAGUCAAGGGCAUACGUGCUGGUACAAGCAGAGGUUCGAGAGCCCUGUCAACUCCCUAGUUCGUACACUACAGGCGCCCAUCCCCUAGGCAGGGGAUUUGGGCUCCAUUACCUCCCUGAGGGGCUCUUAUGGUCAGCCCCAUCCCUGGGGGCCAUUUCCCCAUUAACUAUCCCCCAGCCCAAGCAAGGGUGAUGGGGGGAAGGGCUGUCAGUUAUAUUAAGGUGGUUGUUGUUGUUGUUUUAAACAAAAUGGAGAAGCAUAAAUAAAUAAAAGGGUUUAUCUCAGUUCCACCGUGA
Ictidomys tridecemlineatus (thirteen-lined ground squirrel) is the source of this 3947-nucleotide messenger RNA. NCBI's taxonomy places the organism in Eukaryota, Metazoa, Chordata, Mammalia, Rodentia, Sciuridae. The record is from RefSeq and is a predicted model, not a curated record.